UAUCGCUUUAAAGCGAACGAUUUAUGCUUCAUCAAUAUUCUAUCGAAGAGAAUAAAGUAUGGAUGUGACGAAGAAUAAAUACCGGUACAUAGCCGGUCUUGGCACUUUGUCAGAAGAGGAUGGUGACGUGUACAGUCCGAAAAAUAGCUGGAUAUGCUCACCUACCCCUUGCCUUGACUCUAAAGUUAAAUUUAGAACAAUCUCUAGUAUAGUGUAAAGAGCAUAGUUGCAUUGUACCCACUUACCAUAUAUAAAUAGUUUACUGUGUUUGGUUGUCCUUGGAUAGAGCUUCCAUAACUUCUUAACAAGCAAACAGUUGGGAUUUUCAUCAGUUUCUAUAAAUAUUUUAUACCAACUCUUUUGUAACAGUACAAAACAAUAAAUGAUUAUACGAAAUAAUUGUAAACAGUAAUUGAAAAUAUAUUUCGAAAUUUGUACUAAAAAUAAAGAGACCAGUGACGAAAUAUAAGAUGUUGUUGUCAUUACUGACUCUAAUCAAUAUACAAAGAUUUUAACAUUUGAGACUAAUCAUACCAAUCUAAAUUUAUAUUUUCAUUCAUUUCUAUUUUGAGAAUUGUCCUCGGAAUUAUAUAACAAUGGAAAAUACGACAACUUAUUACAUACGAACAGCGCAUUGCGGAUUUAAACUUAUGAAUGCACCAAGAGUUACAACAGCAAUAUUGACAGCUCUUAUUGUUGUUGAAAACAGUUUGCUUCUGAUAGCUAUCGCAACACACUGGAAAAAAUUUCACUCAAAUCUAUACAGAUUUGUUGCUUCACUUGUGUGUGCAGACCUGUUCUUUGGCUUGUCAAAUUUUGCCGUUGCGAUAAUGCAAACUACAAAUGCCGGACUAGAUAUUGUUUCAAUGUUAAAAGCUGUUUCCUACGCAUCAUUUCUCGUGUGCAUAUUGAGCAUGACACUUCUAAAUAUUUCUGUCAAGUCAACGUAUAUAAGAUCAUGUGAGAUUAUGGUUCAAGCAUAUCCUGACCGAUCUUGGACGAAAAAUCUUACUUCCAUUUCAAAUGUUUUCAGAAAAACCCAUCAUGUUAAACGAAUGAUUAUCAGUAUUUGGUUACUUCUUCCUAUUUUUACUUUGGUUGGUGUUAUGACAAGAUGCACAGAAGAAGAGCAUGAUUGCAUGGAAGGUUGUUCGACUAUGGUGAUUGAUUCAAGUGGAGAAGAGCAAAGAUUAUGCAAAAUUACUCCACAUUGCUCGGGUUUUAUGGCUCCAUUAUCGUUUCCUUUUCUCCUGCUUACGAACGCAACAUCUUGGUGUGCACUUGGAAUUUUGGUGGCUAGUACUGUUUAUGUUGUAUUUUUUAAAGUGAUUAUUACGCCAAAACCAUCAAUUGAUCAUGAAAAGCCACUUCCUGGCAUCGAAGUUACGACAACGGAUGGAUAUAAAGAGAGAAUUUCAGGACAGAAUUCUCUUGCGUUUGAACAUACUUUAAAAUAUGAAGAAAGUGAAAAUAUUACGUGGGCUGAAUCUUCAUUAGUUGCCAGACAACAAUUUGGGUUCAACAACGAUUUUAUUUCAAAAUUCUCUCUUGCUGUUACCAUUCUUCAGUUUACAUUUUGGUCUGCACUCACUACGUUUACGCUUCGAGCAUUUUCUACACAAAAGCAGCUUUUGUCAUACCUCAACGUGCAGAUUUACUCCAAUAUUUUUACACUUCCAAGUCUUGCUAAUCCUUGGAUAUGCUUCUUUACAAUGACCAAAUUAAAAGAUGCAGUCAUAGCAACUUUUUUUAAACACAGAUGCCGAUUCAGGAAGAGACGCGUCACCAGUACAAUGGCAAUUCAAAUCAAUUCAUCCAACACAUAACGUGAAUGUUGUUAUAAUGAGCACUCAUUGAAGAAAAAUAAAAUUGGCUUGCAACUCAAAAUUAAGUAAAUGUCAUAUGUUUUGAUAUCGUCUUUUUGCAUUAUUUUAUUAUUUUGUA
Messenger RNA from Styela clava, 1944 nucleotides. RefSeq lists its product as uncharacterized. The record is from RefSeq and is a predicted model, not a curated record. NCBI's taxonomy places the organism in Eukaryota, Metazoa, Chordata, Ascidiacea, Stolidobranchia, Styelidae.